Tribolium madens (black flour beetle) is the source of this 1182-nucleotide messenger RNA. It is a transcript of the gene Polr3F, whose product is annotated as probable DNA-directed RNA polymerase III subunit RPC6. Gene Ontology annotation, cellular component: RNA polymerase III complex. The transcript has 2 exons. The record is from RefSeq and is a predicted model, not a curated record. Gene Ontology annotation, biological process: transcription by RNA polymerase III. The coding region runs from base 252 to 1154 and encodes 300 amino acids. Lineage: Eukaryota; Metazoa; Arthropoda; Insecta; Coleoptera; Tenebrionidae.
UAUUACUUACAUGAGACAUGGGGUUGCUCUAAAAUUCAGAAGGACAUUUGUCGCAAUUCCUCGUUUUGUACACGAUUGAAGAGUUAACCUAAAAAAAUGAUUGUAAUUAAACGCAACUAGUUUAAAUCAGUCCCGGACCGGUUAAGUGUGUUUAUUAUUGCCCAAGUGCUCAUUUCGUGCCUUUUUUUCAAUAAAACUCGACUAAAAAUGGUAAUGACAUAACCUCACAAAACCAUGACAUAACCUCCAAAAUGAGUCAAGCGACUAGUUCAAGUGAGGAAAUAACCAACGAAGACCGUUUAUUAGAGUUGGCAAAAGGCAAACCUGAAGGAAUUUCAAACGAGAACAUAAAACAAGCAAUUCCGAAUUUACCCCUUGAAGAACUCGCCUUAAUAAUCAACAAAUGUUUAAAAAAUGGUUCUUUGGAGUUAUUCAAGACCAAGGACAAGCUCCUCUACAAGUACAAAGACUCGUCCAAGAAGCCCCUCAUUCGGGGGGCUGACAAUGAGGAAAAACUCGUUUUUAAAAUAAUCGAAGAAGCUGGAAAUAAAGGGAUUUGGAUUCGAGACAUUCGUUUCAAAUCAAACCUAAAUAUGACUCAACUCAAUAAAGUACUUAAAAGUCUCGAAACGAAAAAAAUCAUCAAAGCCGUUAAAUCAGUCUCGGCUAGUAAGAAAAAAGUGUACAUGUUGUACGACUUGGAGGCUGAUAGUUCGGUCACGGGGGGCGCUUGGUACCAAGACCAGGACUUUGAAUCGGAAUUUGUGGACGUUUUAAGUCAGCAAUGUUGCAGAUUUUUGCGUCAGAAAUGGGAAGAGGCGAAUAGUAUGGGGGGUGGGCCACUUCUAGCCCGAAAUCGGAGCUAUGCCACCGCUCAAGACGUCCACAAGUUUAUUUCCGAAUUGGGAAUUAGUAAAAUUUCGUUAUCGAUUAAUGAUAUUGAAAGUAUUUUGUAUACAGUUGUUUUGGAUAAUAAUGCAGAGAGAAUUGUGGCCACAAAUGGCUCGUUUUUAUACAGAGCUGUCAAUAAAUUUAUGCCAACACCUGGUAUUGUUAAGACCACGUGUGGGAUUUGCCCCAUUGCCAACAGGUGUGCAGAUACCGGUUUUAUUAACCCGAAAGUGUGCAAUUAUUUCACUGAAUGGCUUGAAUAAAGUUUUUACACACUUAAUGGUUUUUUUA